UUUAUUAUGCACUUUUCAAGAUGGCAGCCCCCAGUUGUUAAGUAAAUGUAGGCCUAGUGCGGGUUUUCGCGGAAGGUCAGCCAUAGCCAUGAUUCGGAAUUUAACUUCAGUGGCAAAGAGGGGGAGGAAUUGUUGUUUGAUCAGGAGUGCUUUAUUUUCAGAGACAAAAAACUUAUCAUCCUUUCAAGAACGCCGAUCUAACAUAGUUUUUCACCGACAUCGCUCAACCUAUGCUGAAAACAAAUCUAAGGAUCCAAAUAAUGAAUGCCUGUUUCAGAAACGAUAUAUUACCAUACGGUCGUGCUACGACCUUUGGAUAGAUGUGCCUAAAGCAGGUUUAAUUUUUGAAGUGGAAUACUAUGACUCUAGCCCUGAUAUGUCAAUCGAUCCUAAAGUUCCCCUAGUUUUAGCGCUGCACGACACUCCUGGAACAGCCGAAGACCUGCUCCCUGUUCUCAACCUGCUCGCAAAAUUGGGAUACAGAGUCAUUGCUCCAAAUUUUCCAGGUUGUGGCAAAACCAAAUGGGUCAAGUGGAGGGAUUGGAAUGUCUUCACGGGAGCUCUGGAUGAGAAGAUGCAUUUUGUAUUUGACUUUCAGUCAGCAUUAGAUAUACAAAGAGUGGAUGUAGCGCUGGGCUACGGUAUGGGCUGUAGUACAUGUGUCGCACUAUCAGGAACAGACAGCAAUAUCUACAGAUCAAAUGCCCUCCUCUGUCCAGCAGAACACACUCCACUCAAGCCAGUUAAGGGAAAGUUACGGCAUGAGCAGGCUAGGAAUCUGUUCACUUUGUGGGAGACCUUACAAACACGCCCAUUUGUUUGGUUAUACAUGAUUUUCAACAAGGGCAAGUAUGGGUACUCUGGAUACUCUGCAAUGCAAGUAAUCAACACAGCACGGGCUAUGGCAGGCAGCCGCUACAAAUCGUUACAAGGAUUCAUGGCAAGACUUCAAACUAAAGGCGUGCCAUGUUGUAUGGUGUAUCACAGUGUGGCAGACGCUAAGGUCCCCCCAGAAAUAUCACAGGUGUAUGCAGAAUUAUUGGGCAUCAAGCCCGAAGACUUCAUAGUAUACCAGGACGACAAAAAAAAUUCAAAUCAAGGUAAAACCCAUUUUCCAAAAGGACUGAAGGUUGAACAUGAAACACCAGUGCUUUUAGAGACAUAUUCUAAACCAAUAGCAAGAAUGAUACGUGGCGUUGUGAAGACAUUAAGUUUUUGAGUGCCCAAUCAGUCUCUUUAGAGGGGAAAUCUUCAUGUUUAUUUUAACUAAUAAAAGUCAGAUUCCGAAUUUGAAAUGAAAAUAAAGAGAACAAAGUAU
Messenger RNA from Mizuhopecten yessoensis (Yesso scallop), 1318 nucleotides. RefSeq lists its product as uncharacterized. The coding region runs from base 89 to 1219 and encodes 376 amino acids. The transcript has 6 exons. NCBI's taxonomy places the organism in Eukaryota, Metazoa, Mollusca, Bivalvia, Pectinida, Pectinidae. The record is from RefSeq and is a predicted model, not a curated record.